AUGAAGUCAAUAUUAAGCAUAGUCGAUUCUGAGGGGUGCGAGAGAGGAGUAUAUACUAUAGCUGACUAUUUGCUGCAUGUCUUUUGGUCACAUAUGCUAAACAACUUGAUAAACUUGGUAGUAAUGACACUAUUAGAUCAGAGAGUCCUGAAGAUAAAAAACCAGUUGCAAAAGUCUUUACCGCAUCAUGUUCUUUAUUCGUUGUUUCAUAUAGGGGGAGUUGGAGAGGGGUUCCGUGUUUGGGUAUAUUAUCCAGAAGUAUGGGGUGAUAAUGCAUCAAGGAAGGCGAAGAGUUGCCUCUAUUACGUCUGCAACUGGCUAUGUAGUUUUUCUCUCGCUAUGUAUGCUUUCAAGAAUAACUUCGAAAACAUUAUUUAUGCAACCUUUUGUGCUUGCACGUCUUUACAUGUAUUUUCUUUCAUCCAGAAGUUAAAGGUAAUAUUAGAAGAGAUUAACCAAACGUGGGAUGAACAUAUUACUGCCUGGAAAAGUAGACCAUGGUAA
This is a messenger RNA of Debaryomyces tyrocola, 504 nucleotides long. NCBI's taxonomy places the organism in Eukaryota, Fungi, Ascomycota, Pichiomycetes, Serinales, Debaryomycetaceae. The record is from the annotation of a GenBank genome assembly.